This is a messenger RNA of Purpureocillium lilacinum, 1221 nucleotides long. NCBI's taxonomy places the organism in Eukaryota, Fungi, Ascomycota, Sordariomycetes, Hypocreales, Ophiocordycipitaceae. The record is from RefSeq and is a predicted model, not a curated record.
AUGACGGAUGUCACGACGGACCCGGCGCUCGUCGCCGCCACCGCCGCGGACCUCGCACAGCAACAUGCCCAGCAUGUCGCCGCCGCGGCCGCCGCCGCGUCUUCCGCCAGCACGAACAGCCCCAAGGAGCGGCAUUCGCUGACCCUCGACCAGCGUCGCGCCCUGCGUCGCUGGGCCGGGGCGCAGCCGGUCCGGCCUUCCCAUAAAGCAUGCAUCGAGUGGUUCUGGGCCCAGUACGGCCAGCAGAUCAGCCAGUCGACCGUCUCGCACUCCCUCUCCCCCAAGUACUCGCGCCUCGACGGCGACAAUCCUCAGCUGUCGGGCUCGCGUCUGCGCUUCGGCAACUGGCCCGACGUCGAGAAGCUCGUCCUCCUGUGGUACCAGCAGGUUCAGGCAUCUGGCCGGCAGCCCACCAACGAGGAACUUGGCGACAAAGCAAAGUCCAUCUUCGGCCAGCUACCGCGCUACAAAGACGAGAGCGCUCCCGAGUUCUCCCCCGGCUGGAUUCACCGGUUCAAGAAGCGAUACGGCCUGCUCGUCAGGAGGCAGCGGCGCCAUGGCGACGACGCCAUCGACCCGGCCGAGGACAUCGAGUACCUGGCAGACUGCGUGCCGCGCGUCAUGGCCAUCCACCCCGAUACGAACCCUUCCGCUAUCAAGGAGCAGGUCUUGCGCGUCGUCGGCGUCGAGGCCACACUCAACACCUGCGCGCUCGUCCGCGACGAGGUCGUCCGCAGAUUGGGCGGUGCCUCCUCGCACGCGCACGUUGCACCUCCCAUGACGCACCUUCCCCCGCCGCCCGAUCCGCCGACACCGCCGCCUCCGCCACCGCAGGACCAGCCGAUGUAUGCAGAGGACGACCCGGAGGUGGUUUUGCAGAACGCACUCCGCCAGCUGCAGCAGGAAGAACAGGCCGCCGAAGAGCAGGCUGCCGCGGUACGCGAGGAGCGCGAGCGCCAGGAGAGAGGCGUGGGCAUGCAGGUCCCGCCCCCGCAGACCAUGAUGUCUACCCCUGGCCCCGGCAGGGCAUCGUCUUCAGACCCGCGAUAUGCCACGCCUGGGCAUGAUAUGGGCACUGACCUGACUCUCACGCCGAUCCAUUCCGACGGCCCCGUCUCCAGCCAUGAACGCCCGCUGCGAUGCCCAUUCUGCGUCAACCAGCGCAUGCUGCGCACCAUUAAGGAGGCAGUCGAGCACAUGUCCACGCAUGUCGUCGUUUGA